Molecule: messenger RNA, 8271 nt
Organism: Spirometra erinaceieuropaei
Lineage: Eukaryota; Metazoa; Platyhelminthes; Cestoda; Diphyllobothriidea; Diphyllobothriidae
Source: the annotation of a GenBank genome assembly
AUGGCGCUCGCAGACGUCGAAGUAUUCGAAGACGCAGUCCCCCUGGUUCGUAGCUGUCCAGCCCUCAACGAGAUUCGCACUUCGGGAGAAUUGAAAGAGCUCGUCAUAGAGGUAGCUGUCUUUUUUGUUACCGUUCUUUACACGGCAAUUUGUUCAUGCUUGUUAGGUGAAGCACGGCGCUAUUCUCAAUGCCCAUCGAAUAAUACUAGCAGCUCGCAUUCCGUCAUUGCGAGCUGCUCUCAGCGGCGCCCCAGGGAAGGAUAAUUCGGUGCUCAAAUGGCCGACGGUGCCUCUGAAGUAAAGUCAUCCUCCUUUCUCUGAUUUUGCUUUUGCACUUUCUAGCCUCGCAAAUUCACUCCUCCAGUAUGUGUACACCGGGCAGUUGGAGGUAACCCAAACGAAUGCGAUGGCCAUAGUGAUGUUUGCCAAAAUGAUGAGACUGUCUGAUCUGGAGAAUUGGGGAGUGCGAUUCAUGGCCAAUAGGUAAGCAAGUGCCGGUUCUUUCUGUCUAACUGUCGGCUGUAAAGAGUGAAUUUAGAAAAUCUGGCAAGCACGUGGGACUUUGCCAGAUCUUCGAAUAUGGGCUUACUGAUGGAGGCUUGCAUCAAUCUGAUGCAAGCGCAGUUUACGAAUUUCGUCUCUACGCACCUCUUUAUUCGUCUGCCAGCUGACACCGUGCUGACUUUGUUGCGAAACGACAAUCUGUCAGUGGACUCCGAGGAGGCAGUUUUUGAGGCGAUUUCAAGCUGGGUGGCUGCCGGCGAUAAAGAGUGCGACAAUGAGAGACUGAGACUGCACGCCUCGGAGAUGCUAAAGGAGGUUCGUUGGUGUCAGACGACUCUCCAAUUUCGCAAUCGCCUUGUCGAUAGUCAUCCGAUUUUCCAGGAUAACAACAGCUGUGGGUAAGUAUAUGCUGUACUAGUUCGUCAUUUAUUUUCUAAUGAAAGUCGCUUUAUGGCUCUGGUGGAGCAGUGGAUUAGCAACGCAGACAAGGACAAGCCUCCGUGUCCCUUCAACCGACGUCGGAGAACGCAUAGGACGAUCUUCUUCUUCGUAUUUGGAAAGGACAAAAAUCAGGACAGGUGGUCUGUUCUGCGUUUUGAUCCGCACCUCGAAAAGGAAGAGAGGAUUGCCGACAUGGAGAAGCGAGAAUACGCCACCUACAGUCUCGUGGGCGGUGAGUUGCCUGACAGUUACGCACCUCCUCUUCUGCGCACCUGCCUUGUUUUCCUGUUUGUCUAAUUUCGCCAGUUGGUGUCUCUUUUUGCCAGAAUUAUAACAAACACACAGUUCUGCCAGUACAGCUGCCAUCGCCGCAGAAUGCAUAGGAUUGCAGCAGUAAUAGCAGUAAUUCAGGGGUUUUGAGGUCUUGGAGUUGUCCAUUCGCCUGGCCUGUACCGACGCGUUUUUUUGUUUUUUUAUUUUAUCUUUCCUAUCUUCUUUCAUCUUUCCACUUUAUCUUUACUCCGCGUAAUUUUAUGAAACUUUUUUCUACUCCACCCCACCCCCACGGAAGAGAGCAUUUUCGUGGUUGGAGGAGACACUGCGCAGGAAGGGAGGUACUCCACGAGUGUCGGGGAGUUUCUGGUGGCAGAACGGCGCUGGCGCAAACGGGCGUCCCUCGACGUUGGACGUCGCGUGCACGCAGCUGCAGUUCUGACGGAAGCCGGAGGGGAGGCGCUGAUCGGCGUUUUCGGUGGAUGGGGUAACGGUAGUCGCCUUUCCUCUUGUGAAGUCUAUGAAGUCGGUCGGGACAGGUGAGAGCACACUCGUCCUGGCGCCUCCUUUUUUUCUUGCAAAAUCUUCCUGUUUUGCCUUCUCACUCGUCGCCUCCUCACUCGUCUCCUCCCCAACACACACAGGUGGUUUAAACUGCCUGAUCUGCGAGAGAAGAGGAGCGCACCAGCUGCUGCCUGCCUGCCCGGCGACAGUCGAAUCUUCGUUUUUGGCGGUCAUAAUGGCUCCUCCUAUCUGGCUUCUGUGGAGUUCUGCCACCUGCGAGCAGACUGGCGAGAGAGGGCGACCUCGUCGGACUUUUGGCAGCCAGCCGCACCCAUGAGAACUGCACGAUGGGGGCUGGCAGCGACACACCUUCGGGGGAAAAUCAUUGUCGCCGGGGGAUAUGGUGGUGGAAACGUGGUGGAGAUGUUCACACCGCCAGAUGCCAGGUGUCCCCGGGGCCAGUGGACAGACUUGGCCGGCAUGAAGGAACCCCGCGCGUUUUUCUCUCUUCUUACCUCCACCGACGACGCCAUCUUUGCUGUCGGUAAUGAUGCCUCCUUCCUCCUCCUUUGCUCUACACUGACUGCAUUCCUUCUUCACUCUCUCCUCUUUUUCAUGCCAUUCCAUGUCCUUUUCUGUGUAAUCCCUUUUUAUGAGGAAGAUUAAGACAUCCCUAGUGAUGGCAACCAUGUGUAAAUGUGACUUUGCAUGGCGUUUCGUAAACACAACGAGGUUAGCGCCGAUGGUAGUCCGUCUGUAUUGCAAAUCGUCUGCUUUUUAAAAUAGAUUUUUACGAGAAUCAUGCAGCCGAAUGGUUAAAGCCUCUUCAGUAGAUACUGCGUUCAAAGCUUACUUUGUCUACUCUGCGUUUUAUUGAAAUAAAUUUUUGUCUAGCGGUAUUGUGCAAAUCGUAUGCUAAUUUUGUCUGUUUUGAUAUUUAUGAAGAUUGAAUUUCACUGGAAUUAUUCACAAUUUGCAGGCUGCUGGUUGGGAUCAGGAAACACGGUGGAAACUUUCACAGCACCAGGCGGGCCAGCUGAUGUCAGCAACGACUUGACAUCUUGGAGUUGGUCGUCGAAGAAACCGCUGGAGACGCUUGAAAAGAUCGCUGGAGCUGCAAGCAUUCGCAUGUGAACUUUUGUGUUUCUUGAUGUUCCUUCUAUGGCCCGCAUGUUAAGAAAUAAACGACUUGCAAUGUAAGCUGUUUUGUCGUUUUUUUGAAAACUUCGAAUGGUUGAGGGGUGCCCAACACCUAAGGCGACCGAUUAAUGGCGUGUUUAUCUCUGCAAGGAAUGAACUGCAUGAAACAGUUAAUUUUUUUACGAGGGAGAUGCUCAUUUUCGGGCGUAAUGCAUGGUUUUGGGAGAAAUCAUUGUCGCCAGCGGAUAUGAUAUUAGAGAAGAAUUAGCCGUAGUGGUGAUGUUCUAUCCACCAGGUGUCCUCAGGGCAAAAAACAUGACAUCCCUAUUUUAUUUUUAAAAACUGCGAAAGUGUCUUAAUUGUAUAACGCAUGGGGUGAAAAAUAAUCUCUAGCAUAUCUCUGCGAGGAAUGAGAGAUGUGGUCGACGUAAGUUUGGCAAAGAGAUGCCAACUUGCUGACGAAGUGAGCAACACUAGUAAGAUCGCAGAUCGGGGAGCUUGUGUGUUAAUAUGAAUGGCACACGUACUACUUACUGAGGCGACAGGCUACAGGAACAGUUAGAGACUGGACGGCGGACCUGGCACUAUGAAUUAGGACAGAUGUCACCAAGUCCUUAUAGUGUCCCACUUCUAAAAGCCAAUGUAGCCCACCCCCACGAAAUGCGAUAGACUGGUGUGUGAGUUGCUAUCGGACGUCUCUAUCAAGGGGAUUCGGCAUAAGUGAUUGUGACCUGAUAUGUCAUUGAAAGUUACAUUCCUUAAUAUUCGGUCGACGGAAGAUGUCGGCGGCAUGUACGCUGUCUCCGUAGCAGAAAAGUGAUACCUUUCUUCCUCUGAAAAAGAUAUAGCGGUUGGGCUGUCUCGGGAUUUAUGUUUAGCAAAGAUUUCACCGAGCACGACGAGCUCACAUGAAUGAUGUCAAGGGUAUUUAAGGAAACGCAUGUUCAAACAUAACCCUGGCUUGUGAUUUGGUUGCAACCAGAGAUACGAUUAACUGAAUCGGCACUAUCUACGUGGGAAGGCCCUGAUUCUUCUUGCGUACCAGGUGGACGGUCAGUCAUCAGGGGCGCAUCUCGAGUUGCUGGCCCCUGGACAGUGAGGCGGCCUGCGAGCCUGCCGAUAGAAAAUCGAUCGUGCUCGAUGGAUGACGCAGCUGGCAGAUUUCGCCAGAUGGGCGAACGCUGAAUGCGAGUAGAAGCGCCCCUAGAUGACCUUGGCAGCAGGUAGUCAGUGGCGUGCGCAGUCGUUGCGUGUGUGCGUCACCGAACAAUGCAUCGAUCGCAGUCCGUGCACGUAGAUUUCGCCAGAUGGCCGAGCGCUGAAUGCGAGUAGAAUCGCCCCUAGAUGACCUUGGCAGCAGUUAGUCAGUGGCGUGAUGCGCAGUUGUUGCGUGUGUACGUCACUGGACAAUGGCAGUGUCCCUAAAACCGCUCACGCAGCAGAUGCGCUAGAAAAACACGCUGGCUAGACCGGGGUUUGUCUGGCGUUAAUUGGAAACGUGCACUCAGGAAAUGUCAACAUUUUGUCCGACUUUCAGACAUACGUGGAGGUUUUCCUUGCUAGGUAUCCACAUUUCCAUCAAAAAUGUCAGUUACGGAUGUCAGAAAUGCCAGACUCGGUUAUAAAAACAAAAGGCUGUGUUAUUACUUAAAACAUAGGAAGAUCGCCAUCAGUCACACUUUGGACAUAUCUACUCGACAGAUCAUCAGACGAAGUGCGAAUAUUUGCAGGAGUGCAGACGUUAUUAUUAAGAAUAUGCGUGCGAUAUUAGAGGAAUUUCAGCCCAUGCAUAUUUCACCCUCUGUUUCUUCACAACUUCAAUUUGUUGCUGUCUUUGUUCGAAAAUGAACUUGAAACUUCAAGUGAACAUUACUUUCGUUUUAGUGAUCGAGUGAUUUUCCUCACAGCAAAAUAACACUGUUAAGGAAGCUCCAGUUCUGAAAAUGAUGUGGGUUCGGUCUCCGAAGUUGCUCCUUAGAGAAACCGCAUAAUUAAUCAGUCAUUGUGAAUAUCUGUAUUUUGCUGUCAGCAGACUUUUUACAUUCAAAGUGAAACAAAUGCCGUGGGAUUGCGAUUAACAUCGAAACAGCCAGUCCCAAGUUAAAUUAGUGCGGAUUCGACAAUCUACAGGACUGUUUCACCGAACGUAGGUGCAAGAUGUCCAGUCAAUUGCAAAUUCACUGAAAGAUCACAUGCAAUGCGAAUCCCUAAGCUACGUAAAGGUUUCAUUUUUUCAACUGUCCGUGUUGAUGUAUUCGCAUAAAUUAGAUAUGCGUAAUCCAGGACAGUAAACCAAGUGGGAUUUUAGAAUUAAUUCGACGCGCUCCGUAAGGAGUGGAUUUACCUACGUUAAAAUUCGUCGUAGCGGAAUGUGCAUUAAAUAAACAAACAGUUUUUAUUAACAUCCUACACUGUUUUAAUAUAGACACAGUCUGAGCGUCUGUCUGGCAUUAAUUGGAAAGGGGCAAUCAGCAAAUUUCAACACUAUGUCGACUUCAGCCUGCCAGGAAAACCUCAUUUCUAACAAAAAUUCCCGUUUCCAAAGUCAUAGAAUCGCCAAAGUCAGUUUUUAGAACCAAGGAUGAUGUUAGUAUUUAAAAAACGGCUAAUUCGUGAACAGUCACAAUUUAAACAUAUGUACUCGGGAAAUCAUCAAACGCAUUACGAAAAGCUGAAGUGAAUGCGGUCGUUAUCAUUAUAAGCAUGCGCAUGAUAGCAUAGGAAUUGCAGUUUAUAAAACUUUCACCCUCUGUACGUCCCCAACUUCAAUCUGUUGCCUUCCUUAAUCGAAAAGGAAUCGGGAAACUAAUGUGAACAUUAUUCUCGCUCCAGCGAUCGAGCGAAUCUCCUCACAUCAAAAUGACACCGUUAAGAAUGCUUUACUUCUGAAAAAUAAGUGGUUUCAUUCUCCGAAGUUGCUACUAAGCCUAACUGGUGCUAUUCGAACCCACAACAGCAAAGAGAGGCUUUAGUACGGCCAACGCUCUAGCCACCUAAGAUACGAGGCCCCACCGGACGACGCGAGUUUAAUCAUAUCUUAAUCAAGUUUACUCGUUCGAUCUACUGCAAAGUCUGGUAUCCACCAAAUCUGAUAAAGUAAGCUGACAUUCUAAGCAAGAUUUUCUAAUUUAUACAUAUAGAAUCCAUCAGAUAGCUAAGGGUUUCACGAAAUUCAUAGCUAUUAUGGCAGAUACGAUUAAUGUAGCGUCGUCCGGUGGAGCCUUUUAGGUCAGUGGGCUAGAGCGUUGGCUGUACUAAGGCUACCUAAACAUGAAGUGGGUUCAUAGACCAUAGAGGCGCCGAGUAUUUCAUAUGCGUAUCAAAAUGACUCGUUUGUGUACUUGCGUUUAAUACGGCAAUAUCGACAACAGUCGGUCAAGCUGCAAUAGGAUCGUAUUGCCAGUCAAAAUAAGGAGAUAUGGAUUACUUGACAUAGUAAAACGCUUGCUGUCGUGGGUUUCAGUCACACCGUGGCACCGAGGUUAUACAGUUCGAUCGAGGUGGAUAACUGAGACUUUAGGAAAUAUAUUCUGUAAACUGAAGGGGAUAUCUGUUUUGGCGGAUAGGCAAUUCAAGACUACACAGUGGUAAUACCGUCAGGUGUGGCACAACACUGACGAGUUAGGUAAAUACCCCGCAAGCUGGUUGAAAACCUGCAGCUCUGUAUUACGUAUUAAAAAUGCUGCACUCAUUGCAUUAGGGUUCCUGACAUCAAUAUUCACAAACCAAGUGACAGAUGCGAGCAGAUCACGCCACUCUAGGUGCAACGAUUUGUACUUAAAUCUGCUGAUCCAAUGCGGAGGGAGGGAGGGAGCUGGCUGGGUGGGGUUUCGUAUGUGCAGAUAGCAGGCGCGCUCGUGUUGCGUACUAUCAGGGUGGGACAUCGAUUCCCGUAAAAAAAGAGGAUGACGCACUCUCUACUCAAUCUUCUCUUCAGCCUCACAGCGACUGCCGCCCUGAAUUACGCUAGUCCUCCACCUUAGCUAAAUGUAGCCACAGGUGAUCUAGAUGGUUGUGUGGAAUCGCUGUCUUUCAACUGCUGUUUGUUACAUUAAGUCUGCUGUAGAGCGUGCUGUCGAUCAGAGUUAGGUAAACACCGGGCAAAACGCACUGCUAGAAAACUGCACAAACUUCUAUGAAGUACAGGCCUCUGGUUUAAACUUGUGAAGCAUAAAGGCUCCUGCAUCCGACGAAAUCGCCGACAGACUGGCAGGGUGAGUCCGCUCACUCUGGCAGCCUGGAAUGUUCAUUCCCUUUUAGACAAUCCAAGGAGCAACCGACCGGAACGGAGGACGGCGCUAGUGGCACGAGAACUGACGCGCUACAAGGUGGACAUCGCCGCACUCAGCGAGACCCGAUUCUCCGAACAAGGCCAACUGGAGGUUGUGAGGGCCGGCUACACCUUCUUCUGGAGUGGCCGACCCAGGGCAGAGCGACGAGACGCGGGUGUCCUCCUCGCCAUCCGGAACGACAUCGUGGGACGACUGACCAGUCUACCGCAGGGAAUCAACGAUCGCCUGAUGAGCCUCCGUCUGCCUCUAAGGCAGGCGUGGGGGCAAAUUCGCCACCAUCAUCAACGCCUACGCUCCGCCGAUGAGCAGCCCCGACGCCGCCGCAAGGGACAAAUUCUACGAGGACCUGCACGCCCUCUUGGCGACUGUGUCGAAGGCGGACAAGUUGAUUGUCUUUGGCGACUUCAACACCCGCGUCGGCACAGACCAUACUGCCUAGAGAGGAGUGCUGGGUCCCCAUGGUCUCCGCGGCUCCAACGACAAUGGUCUGCUGCUGCACCGCACCUGCUCAGAACACUGCCUCAUCCUGACGAAGACCUUUUUCUGUCUGUCGGAGCGAGAGAAGGCCACCUGGAGGCAUCCUCGGUCCCGUCGGUGGCACCUGCUGGACUACGUCCUCGUCCGGAGGCGAGAUCAGCGGGACGUGCUGGUGACAAAGGCGAUCGCGGGUGCUGAUGGGUGGACCGACCAUCGCCUCGUCAUCUCGAAGAUGCGUAUUCGCAUACAGCCUCGCAGGAGACCACAAGGUAAGCGACCCCCAGGUAAGCUGAAUGUUGCCUUGUUGUCUUUGCCCGCUCACAAUAUUCAUUUCAGCAAUGAGCAAGCUCAACGGCUAGACAAAAUUCCCAUCGACGAUGCAGCCGACGAAGAGGCCACCAUUGCAGAGAACGCCUCCGUGGAGGACCGCUGGUGUCAACUACGAAACACGGUCCAGGCGACGACGCUCGCCGUCCUCGGUCUCGCUCCCCGCCAACAGCAGGACUGGUUCGACGACAACGAAGCCGCCAUCAGAAAUCUGCUUGCUGAGAAGAACCGCCUACACAAAGCCUACGUAGAUCACCCCACUGAUGACAACAAAGCUGCUUUCUCCCGCAGACGCCGCCAGCUUCAGCAAUGA